Molecule: messenger RNA, 1515 nt
Organism: Onychomys torridus (southern grasshopper mouse)
Lineage: Eukaryota; Metazoa; Chordata; Mammalia; Rodentia; Cricetidae
Product: bile acid receptor-like
Exons: 10
Coding region: 1-1515 (504 amino acids)
Biological process (GO): lipid metabolic process; bile acid signaling pathway; negative regulation of transcription by RNA polymerase II
Molecular function (GO): zinc ion binding; RNA polymerase II cis-regulatory region sequence-specific DNA binding; nuclear receptor activity
Source: RefSeq, a predicted model, not a curated record
AUGGCCAAUACCUAUGUCACUGCGUCUGAUGGGUGUCGUCUCGCUGAACCCACACAGAGUUACGAUACCUUGCCAGAACAAAUCCAUUAUCAGCUGUGUGGCACCGAUUUCCAAGAACCACCCUAUUGUCGGUAUUCCACUGCUCCGUUCCCUCCAGCUUUACAGUCCCCAUCUUUACAAAGCCAUUUCAACACCUAUGGCUUGGAUCCACAGUACGGUGGCGGCGGAUGGUGUGGACUUGAUGCUUGGGAAUCCAGUCAGUCCACUUACAUGGUUGUUCAGGAUGAUGAAGAUGGAUUCCCUGGGAUGCAAAGGUCCCGACCAACUUGUUCUUUACGCUGGAAGGGGCAAGAUGAGCUCUGUGUGGUCUGUGGUGAUAAGGCAUCAGGAUAUCACUACAAUGCACUCACUUGUGAAGGCUGCAAAGGUUUUUUCCGACGAAGCAUCACCAAAAAUGCAGUUUACAGUUGCAAGAGUGGAGGCCACUGUGAGAUGGAUAUGUACAUGCGCAGGAAAUGCCAAGAGUGCAGACUGAAAAAGUGUAAGGCAGUGGGGAUGUUGGCGGAAUGUUUGCUCACAGAGGUCCAGUGUAAGUCAAAGAGACUUCGCAAGAACUUCAAGCAGAAGGUGGCUCUUCACUCUGACAUCCAAGUGGAAGAUGAAGGAGCAGACAGCAAGCUUGUAUCGUCCACUACCAGAUCUGGAAGAGGGGUUCAGGAAAGCAUGACAUUAACCCAAGAGGAACAUCAUCUUAUGAGUACCAUAGUGACCGCUUAUCAAAAAUUCAUGAUUCCUUUAGGGGAGACAAGCACACUUCUGCAGGAGUUUUCCAACCCUGAACUAAGUUUUCUGAGACUCUCAGAGGAAGCACUCCUACACAUACAUGGGCUGAUGAAUUUUACCAAGGGACUCCCAGGAUUUGAAAACUUAACCAAUGAGGAUCAGACUGCAUUACAGAAGGAGUCGAAAACUGAAGUGAUGUUUCUUCAUGUAGCCCAACUUCAUAGUGGGAAAGCAUCAAUGUCUGGAAGUACUAUGAGGCCAUCAAAGCCCUCAGCUUGUACACUGGAGGUGUGUAAUCAGAGCAGUGAUGACAAUGUUUAUUCUUCGGAGAACUCUUUCAAGGAAGACAGUCCUUCUGCUAUUCUAACUGGUAUUACUAAAGAAUUUAUUGCCUCACUGUCUUACUUCUACAGAAGAAUGAGUGAACUUAAUAUAACGGAUACCGAAUAUGCUCUGCUUACAGCAACAACAGUGCUUUUCUCAGAUCGUCCAUGCCUUAAAAAUAAGCAGCAUGUAGAAAACCUCCAAGAACCAGUUCUACAACUUUUGUUUAAAUAUUCAAAACUGUACCAUCCUGAAGAACCACAGCGUUUCGCUCACCUUAUAGGAAGGCUUACUGAACUGCGAACUCUGAGUCACAGGUACUCAGAAAUCCUCAGCACCUGGAAAACAAAGGACCCCAGACUGGUUCCAUUAUUCUCUGAAAAAUGGAAUUUGUACGCACUUUACUGA